Molecule: messenger RNA, 788 nt
Organism: Mytilus trossulus (common blue mussel)
Lineage: Eukaryota; Metazoa; Mollusca; Bivalvia; Mytilida; Mytilidae
Product: C-type lectin domain family 4 member D-like
Exons: 8
Coding region: 55-714 (219 amino acids)
Source: RefSeq, a predicted model, not a curated record
GCCGUUUCACUGUCAUCUAUCUAUCUACAGGUCUGCUAUCAAACAUAGUGUAUCAUGAUUAACUUUUGUUGUUCGAUUGUAAUUAUCCUUUGCACACUUGAUGUGUCUCAUGGCGGCAUUCUAUCUGGAAAAUGCAGAUCGUCAAACGGAACUUGCGGUCAAAGAGGUUAUUCGUGUGAUGCUACGUUUGGGGAAGGAUGGAACCAGUUUGGUAAAUGUUGCAACGAAAGACCAUGUUGCAAAUCGCAAUGUGUUCCGGAAACUUGCCCAAAGAGGUUCACGUUGUUACCUAACCAAUCAGAUAGUACUAAUUGUUAUUUCGAUAGUGGUGAGAAUAGGUUAGAAGAUGAUAAACAGUGGGAACACGCUCUGUUGAAUUGUACCGAGACACCAGGUGCCUACCUGUGGAGACCAAAUACUAUAGAAGAAACUGAAGCCGUUAACAAAGAAUUUAAUCUCAAAGGUCGUAAUGUAUGGACCGGUGCAAGGGAUUACAACUCAGAUGGAAACUUUAGAUUUGCCAUAGAAAAUAGUUCAUUAGUUUCAUUAAAAGCUGUCCCAUUUGGAAUAGCCAGUGAAAACCUUGCUGCAGAUAGUGAUUGUGUGAUAAUAUAUUUCUUUGGUCGUCCCAUUAAUUCGUGGAUUUGGGCAGACUACCCUUGUCGCAGUCUUAUUCGCUACAUAUGUGAAUAUCCAAGAAAAGUUUGUCCAUAGAGAUUUUAACACUGCCAACGUUGUUUUUUUAUUUAAAAAAAAUAUUGUCGGGAAUUAAAAUUAUUAAAAGCUGA